AUGACAAAUCAGCUAAACUUGGUAAUUGUUGCCACCCUGGCAAUCGCUGUUACCUCUUCUUUUGCCCAAAGUUGGCUCGAGCCAACUUUCUACCUGUACACUCGAGCUAACCGAGGCAACAAUGCCCCUGAAACGCUGAAGUACCAAAGCUCGAGCAGCAUCGAGGCGUCGCACUUCAACGGCGCCGUUCCGACGAAGGUGAUCACCCACGGCUACUUUGACAGCAGCAGCCGGGGAAAGUGGAUGGAGGAGAUGGCGGGAAGGAUGCUCGACGCUGAAGACGUCAACGUCAUCAUCGUCGACUGGAGCAACGCCAAUCGAGGCUUCUACCCGGUGGCCGUAGCUAAUGCCAAGCUGGUGGGCGCCAUGGUCGGUCGGGAGAUUGAGCUGCUGGGCCAGACGACCAACGCCUCUGCUGGCUCCUUUCACCUUCUAGGUCACUCCUUGGGCGGCCACCUGGUCUCCUUUGCGGGAAAGCACCUCAAGGGGGCGCUGGGCCGGAUUACCGGCCUCGACCCGGCGGGGCCCUCCUUUCAGGGUCGGCCCAGCUGGGACCGCCUCUGGCCGACUGACGCCCAGUUCGUCGAUGUCAUCCACACUGACGGCAACAAUCUGGGCAUGUGGGAGACGACCGGUCACCUGGACUUCUACCCGAACGGCGGCGUGGCCACUCAGCCCGGCUGCAAUGAGGAGAGGACCAGCGAGUAA
Messenger RNA from Rhagoletis zephyria (snowberry fruit fly), 708 nucleotides. Lineage: Eukaryota; Metazoa; Arthropoda; Insecta; Diptera; Tephritidae. The record is from RefSeq and is a predicted model, not a curated record.